AUGAGCCUCAGCUUAGACUCGAAACCAAAGCCACUCUCAUCGACUCCUCUAGCAUAUCUCUAUAUCGUUGCUAUCAUGGAUGCUGCUGGACCAUACACUAGCGAAGAUCUCAUUGUCCCCUUCCAAAUGGUGGUCGUACGAGACAUACGGUCGAACAUGUAUGAAAUGUACCUCAAAUGCGGAGCAACGAAGCGUAAACACAAAUGGUGGAAAAUGGACCAGGAUACUUCAGUAGCCAGAGGAAGACGCACUCCGUUGUGGGGAGAGAAUGUUCAGCCAGUGUUGGAAAGGUGGCAUGAGGUUGUGUCAUUCGAAUCUACGGAACACACCACCGUGGCCAACGCGUGCAACGUCUUCCCUAACGUUUUUUCUCUCCCACAAGAUUUCUACAAUCCAAGGAUUUCUGUCGAGAGCAUAGAAUCGUUGUGGUGGGUUUGCGCUGUUGUUAAUGUUAUGGAGAAAGAAGGGUAUAUACCAGAGGGUUCCCUUGAAAGUAUCCCCAAGGCGACUAAUUGA
This is a messenger RNA of Psilocybe cubensis, 516 nucleotides long. RefSeq lists its product as uncharacterized. The transcript has 2 exons. NCBI's taxonomy places the organism in Eukaryota, Fungi, Basidiomycota, Agaricomycetes, Agaricales, Agrocybaceae. Bases 1 to 516 code for a protein of 171 amino acids. The record is from RefSeq and is a predicted model, not a curated record.